Messenger RNA from Sclerotinia borealis F-4128, 1212 nucleotides. The record is from the annotation of a GenBank genome assembly. NCBI's taxonomy places the organism in Eukaryota, Fungi, Ascomycota, Leotiomycetes, Helotiales, Sclerotiniaceae.
AUGGAUGACAAAACAUUCACCUCGAUCCUGCAGCCUUCUACUACCUUCGAUCUUAGACAGUCACCGAUUGCUACAAAAUCAUUCACCAAUUCAUCAACCUCCACUCCUACACAAUCAACUCAAUCCAUCAAACCAAUCUUUCCAACCUCUCGACCCAUGAAUAUGGAACGUAAGAAUCAACUCAAUAUUACAAAUACUCUUAUGUCACCACCAGAAGCACUUCCUCUCGACAACUUCACACACACGAGCCAGAGAUUUGCAAUGGAUUCCAAGAUGCGAAGACCACACCCAAUCGUCGGUGCGACGUUUCCCAUAUCGCCACCUGUGUCUCCAGAGACAAAACCUAGGUCACCAGAAGAGCCCGCUGGUUCACAAGCAAUUACCGAUCCAAUUCUCUACCCACUUUCCGACAAUCAAGGCAUGUCUGCCACUCAACCAUCCCUCUUCGACGUUAAUGACAAUGCCCUCGUCAAACACCGAGUAGUUGAUGGCCAUGUUGCAGCUAGGAAAGCUAGUAUGUUUCGAGAAGCCUCCCCUCCACGCCGCGACGAGUACGAGCUCGCCCUCGAAUUCAAAUCACAAGUUGUAAAGAUCAUGUCAAAGGAUCCUGCACUCUGGCUACGAAGGGAGAUGUUUUAUCUAAGGGAAGAUCGGGAACAACAAUCUGGCACAAGACGGUGGACAAACAUUGCCCCUGCAGUCGGCAGAGGCACUAGGGUUUUAGGCAACACUGCCACAAGAGUCACAAAGACAGUGCGCCCCCCGAGACCUACUCAGACACCUCGUGGAGUUCGCACAGUACCAUCGGGAACUCCUGGCCCUGAUAUCAAGAGAGUUGCUCGAGAGGAUAAAGAUUUCGAGAACCUCCCAGAUUACUGUCCACCAAUCACCAGCCUUCCUAACAAAACCAACUCACUGAAGGUUGAUUGGAAGGGAGCUCCAAUUGAUCUCCGAAAUGACUCGAAUGUACACCUUCUCCAUCCCGAUGAGGUUUCCCUGGCAGCCAAUCUCCGCCUCGACUGUGCGACUUAUCUUACUUCCAAACGACGAAUCUUUAUUAAGCGAAUUGAGGCAUUGAAAGUCGGCAAGGAGUUCAGAAAGACCGAUGCCCAACAAGCUUGUAAGAUUGAUGUCAACAAGGCUAGUAAACUCUGGCAAGCAUUUGACAAAGUCGGCUGGCUUAAUCCGACUUGGGUCAAGAAGUAUGCCUAG